Meloidogyne enterolobii is the source of this 450-nucleotide messenger RNA. Lineage: Eukaryota; Metazoa; Nematoda; Chromadorea; Rhabditida; Meloidogynidae. The record is from the annotation of a GenBank genome assembly.
AUGCCUUCAAAUUUACGCCGAAAACGAUUGCAACAACGCGAGUAUAGAAAUAGAAAACGUUGUCGCAAUAUGGAUGAUGGUUCUUUAGAUAGGGUUUCUUUGGUUGAUGGUAAUGGUAGUGAUAAUUUGGGUGAUGGUUGUUUAGGUAGGGGUUAUUUGGUAGAAGGUCAAGGUAAUGAUGCUUUGGAUGAUGGUUGUUUAAAUAGAGAUUCUUUUGUUGGUGGUAGGGGUAGUGAGCAGUUAGUUGAUGGUUGUUUAGUUGAAAAUUCUUUUGGUGUUUUUUUAGAAAAGUCUGUAAUAGAUUAUGAUGAAAGCGUUGCAAGUGAUAUUAGUAAAAGUGAGAUUAGUAGUAAUUUUUCGAGCUCUUUUUCACGAAGUGUUUCACCUGGUAGUUCAUUGUUUCCUAAAAGAGGUAGACCAUCAAAAAACAAAAGAUGCGGUGUGGCCUAA